Danaus plexippus (monarch butterfly) is the source of this 652-nucleotide messenger RNA. RefSeq lists its product as uncharacterized. The transcript has 4 exons. Bases 136 to 534 code for a protein of 132 amino acids. The record is from RefSeq and is a predicted model, not a curated record. NCBI's taxonomy places the organism in Eukaryota, Metazoa, Arthropoda, Insecta, Lepidoptera, Nymphalidae.
GAAAACAAGAAAUUAAGUCAAGUCUACAAGAACUGCACACUGUACCUCAAUCAAACAAUUUUGAUCGUUGAAAUAUAAAAGCUUAUAUAAAAAUACACUAGCGAGGUCAGGAUCUGGAACACAUUUGGCCGAGUUAUGUGUCUAAGCACUAUAAAAGCUCGACAUUUUAAGCCCUUAGCACAUUCGAUAACCACCUUCAUCGACUUCAACAAAACAACCCCUACCACCAAAAUGUUCAAACUGUUCGUUCUCUGUGCUUUCUUGGCGGUGGCAUCCGCUGCCCCUGGUCUUGUGGGCCCCGCUAUCGCGUCUCCUUGGGGACACGGAGCUUGGGGCCAGGGAGCCUGGGGGGGUGGUCUGAUCGCCGCUGCCCCUGCUGUCGUCAGCGCACCUCUCGUCAGCGCACCCAUUGUCAAGCAAGCCGUUCCAGUUGCAACCUCAUAUGCUAACACUGUCAGAAUUGCUACCCCAGCAGUAGCGGUCGCCCACGCACCCGCCGUUGUCGCCGCCGCGCCUCUUGGACACGGCUGGUAAUCUAUCAACUGUCCAACUAUAGCUUGGCUUCGGUCAAGAUACGCAACAGUCAACGUAUUUAAAACAUAGUUUAUGAAAUUGGAUGAAGUUUCGAUGAAAUAAACUUAAAUUAUUUGUU